This is a messenger RNA of Schistosoma mattheei, 1334 nucleotides long. The record is from the annotation of a GenBank genome assembly. Lineage: Eukaryota; Metazoa; Platyhelminthes; Trematoda; Strigeidida; Schistosomatidae.
AGACAAACUUCGGUCCAGUUUGGCGCCAGACAUACAGGUCUAACUCUGUUUCCUUAUCCGGUGCUACUGAAAGCCAGUCAUUGAACUCAUUGUGUUUCUUGAUCAAAUCAUCUAUACCACUCAGACUUUGUCCUUUCAUAAAUCGCGCGUGUAUGAGGCACAAAUUUGUUUGGAAUCGGACACAGUUUUGAUUUGACCGCUUCUGCCAAAACUUGCAAGUUGUCGAGAUGGAGCACCAAUCGCUUUGUGACUGUUUGACCAUAUGGUGCUCAGCGACCUCCAUCAAUGACCAAGGCCACCGGUUCGUUGUAUACUGUGUAUAAUCAUAUGACUAGAAGCUUUUGGUCUCGACAUUGUACUUGCUAGUGUUUGCGCCUAUAGGAUUUAAUUUUACUUAAUAAUUCCCCCAAACAUCAGCAUUAAUGCAACAACCAACUAUUUUAAGAAUUGCCAUCGUUGGAUCUGGUGGGGUUGGCAAGAGUUCUCUAACUCUCCAGUUUGUGUAUAGUGAGUUUCUUCAGGACUAUGAACCAACAAAAGCUAAUUCGUACAGGAGAAAAAUGACGUUGGAUGGGGUGCCACUACAAUUUGAUAUUCUAGAUACUGCAGGUCAGGAAGAUUAUAGAGGGAUUCGAGAUUAUUUUUUUAAAAUUAGUGAAGGUUUUAUAUUGGUGUUUGCUAUUGACGAUAGCGAAUCCGUAAACUCUUUGGCAACAUUUCGUGAGCAUAUUCUUCGUAUUAAACAAUCUGACCAAGUUGUGUUCGAAAUAAUUAUAUCAGUCAAGGCAAGCAGUAUGCAGAUGAUUGGCAUCUUGACUUUAUCGAAACUUCAGCAAAAACAUACAGUGAUGCUGAAAGGGUAUUUCUUGAAAUUGGUAAAAAAAUUCGUGAAUCACAUAUGGCCAGUAUACAAUAUCCGAGAAAAGUGGAAAACUACAAACGAAGAAAAAAGUGUACAAUUUUGUAAAGAUCAGCAUAAACCUGUACAUCUUGAUGAACACUUCUGGAUUGCUCCAGAAAAGGUGCUCUUUUUGCUUCUAUGUUUCUACCAAUACUACUAAUACUUCUACUGAAGCAGUGCAAAAAAACUAGAUAUUUGAUCAAUUGGUAAUGCUUAGGUCUUUGCAAUGAAUUGGUGCUAUUGAUAUUUUUCUCUAAAUUUGACAUAAUAUUAUACUAGAUCUGUGUAUGUAUUUGUGUAUAACGGUCUUUGCAAAUGAGAAAAAACAACACAACUCAAUAGGAUCACACUCGUUUUGAAAUGUACUCAAUAAUGAUGAUGCCUAUCUUUGAUAUCGUUGCGAUUUGUAUAAUGUACUAUAUAUAUAUAUGGC